AUAAAACUUACUAAUGAGCGCUCAAGUUGGAAGGAAAGUAGCUUUCACCAAGUUCGAGAAGAAUAUCCACAAAUUCAAGAAUGGAAGGAACAUCGAAUUUAUUGACAAAACACUUGACUCGCUAAUUUUUGACGACCCUCUUGCUGGAGAAAUGUCUAAAGAAUUGAGAGAAGACCUUUUCAAGAACCCUAUUUCCUCUAGCAGAAACCCUGAAGCAGGAGAUGAACAGUUUUUGCAAGAUGUGACCUCAAUUCAUUAUUCCUUAGGAAAGGCUAAGAAACUGAUAAAAAUGAAAUCUGAGGCUAAUCAGAAAAUCAGGUCAUAUUAUCACUCAACAGCAGAAAAACAAAGAGACCCUUCAUAUACAAAGAAUGCUAGCACUCGGUCCACCAAGGGAGUUAGAAACCUCAGAUCGGAGAAAUUGACUUCCAGAAAGGUGAAAAUUGUUGACUUCAGCAUGAUCUCAAAAUCCAUUGACAAUCCUUCAAAGAAAACUAAAGUUUCAGGAGCCAAGAGAAACCAGAUGCAGAAUCUGAUAGAUUCCGAGCUGAUGAAAGCCUACACCACACAAGAUAGCGCUGAGAACUUCUACGAGAAGAAGGCUCUAGCAGAGUCAAUGAAGAAGAGAUGGCUGCAAGACCAAGGCUAUUCUUCAAAGUAUGAGAAAAGAGAUAUUUUUAAGAAAUCUUUGGAGAAAUUCAAUAAGAAACUGGCCAAAAAUUAUGCAUAUCAUUCUCGGUCAAUCUCAAGAAAUAAAGCCAGACCUCAUACUACUGCUAGGUCAGGGAAGAGGAAAGGCAAGAUUUCAAUGGACUCAGAGGGAAAUGGCAUCAACUUUAAAUUAGGGAGAGAUCCUAAACAGAAGGACUCCAACGAGAACGAUCUUCAGUUGGUUGGAACAGCAAAAUCUUUUGCUGAAUUCUAUGUCCCCAAGAAAAAGAAACUAGCCAAAGAUCAAGCCACUUCUGUUGAUUAUGGAAUUGAUAUCAAAAACCCUCCUAGAGUCCAAGAGAUAAUCAACCUAAAGCCCGAGACAGGACAUAGCUUUACUAUUUUCUCUGAUCGUGCUGAAGAAUUGAUAAAUGAUCCCAGUACAUCUACUAGCCCUAAGGAAGAUACCAAACCUACUACUGAAACUACCAACCAGGAAAAGAAAGUUUUACAAAUGUGAAAACUGAACAAAACACUUAAAAAGUAUCAUUCCCGAAGCAAAGAUCAGAGCAGGAACCUCUGAGAAUCUUUCUGCCCUGAAAGUAACAGUAUUUUUGGCCAGUCAAAAUUCCAAGAUAUGGUGAAGUUAUCAAACAGCUACCUCUCAAACCCACUUGUAAGAGUCAGAAGUAAAUAAAUCAACCAGAGCUCCUUACAAAGAGCCAAAGACUAAUAGGAAUAUAAAUAGGAUCAGAGGAUAUCAAAAUCUUUCCCGUGAAAGCAAUUAUAUUAAGAAAAUUAAAAUGAGUAGAAGGAGGUUGAGUCAGAUGAACCAAGAAUAUCAAGAAAGUUGUCAGAUGGAUAUGAGGAUAACAUCAAUGAAUACUAAAAUUUCUGAAGAGGAUCCUCUUAAAACUGAUAGUUCUCUCCAGAUCAACUGAUUCCAAAACCAAUCAAUAGCUAAGAAUUUGAAACCAAACACAGGCUACUCGAACUACUCAAAUAGAACCAAAAAGAGCAGCCAACAGCCAGGAAUGUACCGAUCAAAGAAUGAAAACUCUCAGAUUGUAAGCAAAGAGCUUGAAACUCAUCCUAAGAUGUCUAAGCCUUCUAAAAAGAACCACUGUAGCUUCUUUACCAAUACACCAGGGUUAGCCUCCAGAACAGAGAGCCCAUCCUCUCACCAGAAAAUAAACAGAAAGAAGUUUAUCAGAAGGAAGAAGAAAAAUAAGGUGCAAUCGAUGGCUUUACAAGGCAAAGCCUUGCAGAUGAAAUACACUAAAUACGAAGAGAGCUUCCAGCAAUUUAAUGUUGAUGAUUGCUUACAGUCCAAGCAGAUAAAUAGCUUCCUCCCCAAUGGCAAUGAACAGCCUGGCAUGGAGUUGAAUAAAGACUUAGAAGUAGGCAAAUCUAUUUCAAAGGCAAAGAAGAGUAACAGAGUCCUGCUCUGAAUGUCAAGAGGACUUAAUAUUGGUAGAGCUCCUGAAUUUCCAAGUCAUGCCAGAAAUACUUACAUGGCAAGGUCAAAGAUGCCUACCAAAGUAGAUGCUGCAGUUCAGAUUUAA
Molecule: messenger RNA, 2216 nt
Organism: Moneuplotes crassus
Lineage: Eukaryota; Ciliophora; Spirotrichea; Euplotida; Euplotidae
Source: the annotation of a GenBank genome assembly